Molecule: messenger RNA, 1772 nt
Organism: Phacochoerus africanus (Common warthog)
Lineage: Eukaryota; Metazoa; Chordata; Mammalia; Artiodactyla; Suidae
Gene: SQOR
Product: sulfide quinone oxidoreductase
Exons: 10
Coding region: 154-1506 (450 amino acids)
Cellular component (GO): mitochondrion
Molecular function (GO): sulfide:quinone oxidoreductase activity; FAD binding
Source: RefSeq, a predicted model, not a curated record
GGGUGGGGCUCGCUCUCCCCGCCUCCAGCCUCCGUCCGGGGAGCGGGUGGUGCCCCUGCUGAGGCUGCAAGCCCUAGCGGGGAGCGGCAGGUUUUGCUGUGCCAACACUGUGGCCGGAGGCUCUGCGCGCCUUUGGCCUGAUCCAACCCAAAGAUGACCUCGCUGGCCACUGUGGCAUCUGGCCCCCGCACCCGGCUCUUUGCCUGCUUCCUCAGGCUGGGCACUCAACAGGUCAGUCCACUCCAGCUGCACACAGGGACCAACCUCGCAGCCAAGAACCACUAUGAAGUGCUAGUGCUGGGCGGGGGCAGUGGUGGGAUCACCAUGGCCGCCCGCAUGAAGAGGAGAGUGGGUGCAGAGAAUGUGGCCAUCGUUGAGCCCAGUGAGAGACAUUUCUACCAGCCCAUCUGGACCCUGGUGGGUGCCGGUAUCAAGCAGUUAUCCUCAUCUGGCCGACCCACAGCGAGUGUGAUUCCAUCUGGUGUAGAAUGGAUCAAAGCUAGAGUGGUUGAUCUGAACCCAGACAAGAACUGCAUCCACACAGACAAUGGCAAGGAGAUCUCCUACAGAUACCUUAUCAUUGCCCUUGGAAUCCAGCUGGACUAUGAGAAGAUCAAAGGCCUCCCUGAGGGUUUUGACCAUCCCAAAAUAGGGUCCAAUUACUCAUUUAGGACAGUAGAGAAGACAUGGAAAGCGCUGCAGGACUUCAAGGAGGGUAAUGCAAUCUUUACCUUCCCCAAUACUCCAGUAAAGUGUGCCGGAGCCCCACAGAAGAUCAUGUAUUUAUCAGAAGCCUAUUUCAGGAAGACGGGGAGGAGAUCCAAGGCCAAUAUCAUUUUCAACACAUCCCUUGGAGCAAUUUUUGGGGUCAAGAAGUAUGCAGAUGCCCUGCAGGAGAUUAUCCGGGAGAGGAACCUCACUAUUAACUACAAGCAAAACCUCAUUGAAGUCCGAGCUGAUAAACAAGAGGCUGUUUUUGAGAAUCUGGACAAACCUGGAGAGACUCAAGUGAUUUCGUAUGAGAUGCUUCAUGUUACACCACCCAUGAGCCCACCAGAUGUCCUCAAGACGAGUCCUGUGGCUGAUGCUGCUGGCUGGGUGGACGUGGAUAAAGACACUCUGCAGCACAAGCGGUACCCAAAUGUGUUUGGGAUUGGGGACUGCACCAACCUGCCAACAUCCAAGACUGCUGCUGCUGUAGCUGCCCAGUCAGGAGUCCUUGACAGAACAAUUUCUCUGAUUAUGAAGAAUCAGACACCAACGAAGAAGUAUGAUGGCUACACGUCGUGUCCACUGGUGACUGGUUACAAUCGCGUGAUUCUUGCGGAGUUUGACUACAACGCUAAGCCCCUGGAAACCUUCCCCUUUGACCAGAGCAAAGAGAGACUUUCCAUGUACCUCAUGAAGGCUAACAUGAUGCCGUUCUUAUAUUGGAAUGGGAUGCUAAGGGGUUACUGGGGAGGACCAGCUUUUCUGCGGAAGUUGUUCCAUCUUGGUAUGAGCUAAGGAUGGCACGACUCUUGCUGUCCUCGGAUGACUUCUGGAUCCAAAAUCACAGCCACUGAUUGACCAAGAGCAGCAUGAAGAACUCAAAACCUAACGCUGUAAAGAAUUUACUUCUGGAUAAUGGUGACCAAAUGCCUGUCUUUUCAUUCCCUCUGGACAGCCACCUUGCGGGCUGCCCAGGAUGCGUCUGAUUCUUUGGAAACAUUUAAAUGAAAGAAUAGACUUCAAAAUUUUUAAAUAAAAGCUUGCCAUUGAUUGAGAUCCUA